UCCAAUCAGCGAAAUGUUCUCCGGGCUGUGGCGACUGACAGAGGAGAGAGGCGGGACUUCCGUUGUCAAGGCGAAAUGCCCGGAGCUGGUGGUGGUUCGUGUGUUGGAGAGUGAGGCGGAGGAGGUUGCCCUUGCGACUCGUUGCUGCUUGUGUUGCUGCUGCCGCUCUUCUUUAGCAGACAGUUUGUAUUAAUCCACUUGAAGCCACCUGUUGGAGGAGGGAUGCCCACUGAAAGUGGAAGCUGGGCAGCUGCACGCCAGACAAAGCAGAAACGCAAAUCUCAUAGUCUCUCCAUAAAGAGGACUAACAGCUCAGAGCAAGAUCGCCCCGGGCUACAAAGAGAGAUGUUGGAAGGCCAGGAUUCCAAGCUGCCGUCAUCCGUUCGCAACACACUGCUGGAGCUUUUCGGGCAAAUAGAAAGAGAAUUUGAGAAUCUUUAUCUGGAGAACUUGGAAUUACGUCGGGAGAUCGAUACACUGAAUGAUCGCUUAGCAGUGGAAGGGCAGGCCAUCGAUGGAGCGGAAUUAAGCAAGGGACAGAUGAAAACAAAAGCUAGCCACAGUACAAGCCAGCUUUCCCAGAAGUUGAAGACAACUUACAAAGCUUCCACCAGCAAGAUUGUCUCUAGCUUCAAGACCACAACUUCUCGAGCUAUCUGUCAGCUAGUAAAGGAUUAUGUUGGACACAGAGAUGGCCUUUGGGAUGUCAGUGUUACACGAACGCAGCCAGUGGUGCUGGGAACCGCUUCUGCAGAUCACACAGCAUUACUCUGGAGUAUAGAGACUGGGAAAUGCCUUAUUAAGUAUGUUGGGCACGCUGGAUCAGUGAAUUCUAUAAAGUUUCACCCAACAGAACAGAUUGCAUUAACAGCAUCUGGAGAUCAGACCGCUCACAUCUGGCGUUACAUGGUGCAAUUACCCACCCCUCAGCCAACAGCAGACACCAGUCAGAUUUCUGGAGAGGAAGAAGUGGACUUUUCUGAUAAAGAUGAAAAUGAUGGGGAUGGGGAUGCCUCAAGUGACUGCCCUACUGUCAGGGUCCCCUUAACUGCACUUAAAAGCCACCAGGGUGUUGUCAUAGCUGCCGAUUGGCUGGUGGGGGGAAAGCAAGCAGUAACGGCCUCGUGGGACAGGACAGCAAAUUUGUAUGACGUAGAGACAUCAGAGCUCGUCCACUCCCUUACAGGUCACGACCAGGAGUUAACCCACUGUUGUACACACCCUACACAACGCCUGGUUGUUACGUCAUCGAGGGACACCACUUUUCGUCUGUGGGAUUUCAGAGAUCCUUCAAUACAUUCCGUGAAUGUCUUUCAGGGCCACACAGACACAGUGACGUCUGCUGUUUUCACAGUUGGUGACAACGUAGUGUCUGGUAGUGACGAUCGUACUGUGAAGGUGUGGGAUUUAAAGAAUAUGAGGUCCCCUAUUGCAACCAUCCGAACAGACUCUGCGAUAAACAGGAUCAGCGUUUCUGUUGGCCAAAGGAUUAUAGCCCUACCCCACGACAACCGACAAGUUCGGUUAUUUGACAUGUCAGGAGUAAGGUUAGCGCGUCUCCCCCGAAGUAACAGACAGGGCCACCGCAGAAUGGUCUGUUGCUGUGCUUGGAGCGAAGACCACCCGACAUGCAACCUCUUUACCUGCGGCUUUGAUCGCCAGGCCAUAGGAUGGAACAUCAACAUCCCGGCGCUGCUGCAGGAAAAAUAAUCCCUGAUAAUGUGGCACUUACCUUCUCCUUAGCCAUGAACUCUUCUUUUCUUUCAAGCAGGUGCUCACCUUCUCCAGCCUGCCCCCAUCGUAAGGUCCCUUGGAAACGAGUGCAUUGUAAGCAUUGUUCCUAGUUCCCACAGUCUGCAUGGUGUUUCUGUGGAAAACAAAUAAUGGGCGAGUCCCUUUCUGAAUUCGUUUUGUGGCUGAAAUUCCCAGUCUUCGAAACCGAGGGGGUGAGUUGGGCCGCCGUGAGCACAUCCUAGUGCUCCUCGUAUAUUCUUCAGCUUAGAUGAGCAUUAGGGCAUUACAUUUCUGUGAAAUAAAUGUGAAAUUCAUGUAACUGUCGUGAAGGAUAUAAUAGUCUUUGCAUUCGUUCGUACAUAGGCAUACCUGUCCUGUGUUAUGGCAAACUGUUACAGAAAUAAACUAUGGAGUCAUGUCAAUUUCACUUGCUGCAUAGUUCAGCAUCGUGAGCAAGCACCGUGAGCGUGCUGCAGGUUCUGCUGGUGUUACCUUUUUUUUUUUUUUUUGUAUUAUUGUUAUUAUAAACUUGUUUUCUAAGAAUUGACUCAAGUGUCGCCAUUUUGUUUUUAUUUCAGUUUUAAAAGAAAUUAGGCUUUGCCUUAAAUUGCAACCAUUUUGUAAGGGGGGGGAUAGAAUAAAGAUGACAAAAUUCCCACUAAGCUCCCUUUAUUUCUAGUGGAAUUGAAAUCAGGCGUGCCGGCCCAGCUUCACUGAAAUAUAUUAACGCAAAUUCAAAGCACUUUCGCUCCGAGAUGCCGUUUUGAACAAUUUGUAACAGUUUCAAGUAGCGUUUUGCCAUGGAUUCGAGCUGACCUUCCCGAGAAUGACUUUGGCAACAUUCAGAGCCGCUUCCAAAAUCAGCUGGCUGCGCUUCACACUUCUGAAAUAAUGCUUAGCGCCCAUUACAAAUCAUUUUCUUCCCAUUUACAUUUCACUGCUGGGUUUUUAUAUUACGGUAAAAUUCAAUUUUUUGACCUGGCAGCCAAAGUCUUGCCAUGUUGAGAUGAAAUGAGAUAAAUACUUUUAAUUUGCUUACAUUAUUGUUAAUUUAAUUAGACCUCAGAAAUUUUAUCUGUAAAUAUCUGGCACAUUAGAGAAUUAAGGGUCCACCGAUAUUUUAUCAUGUGAAGUGAAUUGUAUUCUAUUUAGGUUCACAGAACACUCAACAUUCAUUCGAAACAGCAUUAGGAUUGACCCAAACCAAAUGCUGGAUUUGGUGAAUUCCUACAAAGGGUGUCUAGAAGAACUGGGGUUGGUUGGCUGGAAGCUUCACAUUAUAUUUCAAGCACUUGAGUUUCCUUCAGAAGUGGUUGUCAAGGUUUUUCAAGCCAAAGGCCGCUUUCACCUUAUCCCAGGGACCUCCUUGAAGGUCCAAACUUUGGUCAGGGCCCCCCUUAGCUUAUCAAUAUAACAUAUCAGAGUAUUAUUUAUAGUCUAGCCAGGACAGCAAAUAUAUAGUCACUCCAUAGCUCACCCUACCUGACCUUUAAGCUAGACUUUUAGUUGCAUCUAGAAGAGCAAGUGGCCAUCCUCCCCAAGUCUUACCUUAAUGGGACUUUGGGUUGAGCCCCCACAGCAGCUGCACCCACCUACUCUACCUGCAGUUUGGGAACCAUUUCUUGAUGAGAAUAGUGUAAUAAAAUGUUCAAAGUUUUUACUGGUCUAGUAAUCUAUAGCAACCAAUCAGCAGUUAGCAUUUAUUGGCGAGAUUUGCAAAUCUAAUUGAUGUUCUAUGGAUUACUAGGGUCUCACCAAGUGCCAGUUGCCUGUUUUGGCCAAGCCGAACCCAAAAAUGCAAAAUCCAAGCUAAAAUCAUACCAUAUCUGAAACUAAACCUUUUAUCAUAUCUGAAAAUGUUUAUUUUCAUUUUGUACCUUCAUAAAGUAGAUAUUCAAAUUUAGUAAUGCACCACUAUAUUGGAGUAAGUCAAAUAAUUAACCACUUGUUGUCUCAUUGGAUUUUCAGACUGUGGUCUUACCGUCACAUUAAUUGUAUAUCAUUUCCACGUAGUUCUGGUUACAAAUUGUUCUUUUCUGUAUCCAACCCAUAUCUUAGGGGUAUUUGUUGAGACUAUCGACACAUAGUUCGCUCUGUGUGAAUCUGCCCAAGCCACCACUCCUUAAUGUUGUUCUUUAUUUUCUUUAAAGCUCAGUGCUUUAAGCAAUAUGGAUCUGUGUGCUGAAAUAAAGUGACGUUUUAUCUCCUUGGUUUGAGCAG
Molecule: messenger RNA, 3954 nt
Organism: Xenopus tropicalis (tropical clawed frog)
Lineage: Eukaryota; Metazoa; Chordata; Amphibia; Anura; Pipidae
Gene: wdr37
Product: WD repeat domain 37
Exons: 14
Coding region: 223-1710 (495 amino acids)
Cellular component (GO): cytoplasm; nucleus
Source: RefSeq, a predicted model, not a curated record